Molecule: messenger RNA, 5962 nt
Organism: Sphaeramia orbicularis (orbiculate cardinalfish)
Lineage: Eukaryota; Metazoa; Chordata; Actinopteri; Kurtiformes; Apogonidae
Gene: bcl11ba
Product: BCL11 transcription factor B a
Exons: 3
Coding region: 835-3387 (850 amino acids)
Biological process (GO): positive regulation of transcription by RNA polymerase II
Cellular component (GO): nucleus
Molecular function (GO): DNA-binding transcription factor activity; RNA polymerase II cis-regulatory region sequence-specific DNA binding
Source: RefSeq, a predicted model, not a curated record
GCACUUGAACUUGAGUUUUCUCCCAUUGUAGAAGCCAGAGAGCCGCACAGAGCCGCACAGAGCCGCACACAGCCCGGGGAUGCGGGACUCUGCAGCGAGUACAAAGAGAAAAGAGGGUGGCAGACUGUCCUCAAACCAGCACCGGGCUUUGACUCGAAGAGUUCAAGUCUAACCCGCCCGCCUGGCUGGCACUGCCAGUGCAGCAGAAGAAGUGCCCACCACUUGGCGACACCUCGAGAAGUGCCGAGAAGAAAAUUGGAUUCAUAUUUUAUACACUUUAAUACGGUAAUUGGUGUCUGAUCACCGGGUUUCUCCGGACAGGGACGCACGGUGUCCAGGGUGGCCGGAGAGUGGACACAGGUAGUGACUGACCAUCAGGAGGUGACCGCCGACCUCCAGCGUCUUUCCGCGCGUCUCUCCUCCACUCCACUCCGCCCGGCUGCUCACUUCCUCCGCUCCCCUGACAUAUGGUGUGAAAGCGGCGGAAGGCAGAGCCGGACUACCCCCCACCUCUCCUCCUUCCACACCGAGACUCAACCAAGCGAGCGCGCAACCACUUUGGCACCGAGCUCCGACCGAGCGCCCGGCCGCCCAGCGCUGCGCCUCGGCCGGUCACCGCAGAGCGCAGGAGCCGCCGCCCGCUGGAGGGAGGUCUGUCGCGCAGGGGUCAGUUUGAGGAGCCAGAAUUGGGGCCAGUACGCAGCGGCUAGUUUGGGGUGGACAACCAGCGGCCGCUUUUGGGGCCAGUUUGCGGCCAGUAUACAGGAGCCGGAGGAGGAGAGCCGACCCUUCCAGCGCCGCUCUCCGGGCGAUGCCAGUGUAAAUGCCAGGGCGAUGUCCCGACGAAAGCAGGGGAACCCGCAGCACCUGUCCCAGAGAGAAAUAACACCGGAGGUCGAGCAUCCUGAUGGCGGCUUGCUCUCCGACUCCCUCCCCCCUCACCCGCUCAGCCUACCCCCACACCCUCUCGGCCUACCCCACCCGUUGGACCCCAGCCUGGCCCACGCCCUGCCGCCGGGCCUCCACGCUGACCACGACCUGCUGACCUGCGGCCAGUGCCAGAUGACCUUCCCGCUAGGUGACAUCCUCAUCUUCAUCGAGCACAAGAAGAAGCAAUGCCAAACGCCGCUGUUAGCCAACGGCUGCUACGACAAGAUGACCGACCGGGGAGGAGGGGGAGGAGGCGGGGGAGGGAGCCCCACUCUGCACAGCCUUCAUCACCACGCCAACCGGGUGGAGCUGAGGAAGGUGCUGGAGCCGGUGGAGAUCGGCAUCCAAGUGACACCAGAGGAGGAUGAGGAGGCGGGAGAAGGUCAAAGAGGCAACAGGGGACAGAGGACGCCCCCCAAAGGAAUUUGUCCCAAGCAGGAGAACCCAUUGGCAGGUGGCAGGGAUGAACCUUCCAGCUAUAUAUGUACCACAUGUAAGCAGCCCUUCCCCAGCGCCUGGUUCCUGUUGCAGCAUGCCCAGAACACCCACGGCAUUCGCAUCUACCUGGAGUCCAACCCCUCCAGUACAGCCCUUACCCCACGGAUCACUAUGCCUCCACCCAUGGGCAAUGACGCCAUCCCACAGUCCCCCCUCAACAACUUUUUGGGGGAAAACAAUCCCUUCCACCUCCUUAGAAUGACAGGCCCACUACUCCGGGAGCCUCCACCAGGCUUUGUGGAGAACCGCCUCCCCAACACGCCUCCGUUUGUCAGUCCGCCUCCCCGCCACCACCUGGAUCCCCAUCGGCUGGAACGCCUUAGCGCUGAGGAAAUGGGCCUCAUCUCCCAGCACCCCAGUGCCUUUGAGAGGGUGAUGCGGCUGACGCCAAUGGCCAUGGAGUCCCAGUCUAUGGACUUUUCCAGGCGGUUACGUGAGUUGGCAGGGAACAACAACAACACCACGCCACCGUUGUCACCCAGCAGGGCCAACCCUAUGCACCGACUACUAAACCCCAACCCCUUCCAGCCAGGGCCAAAAUCACCUUUUCUGAGCACCCCCCCUUUACCGCCGAUGCCCCCAAACAGCACUACCCCUCCCCAGACACAGAACAAGGUCAAAUCCUGUGAGUUCUGCGGUAAGACCUUCAAGUUUCAGAGCAACUUGGUGGUACAUCGGCGGAGCCAUACUGGCGAAAAACCAUAUAAGUGCCAGCUGUGUGACCACGCCUGUUCGCAGGCAAGCAAGCUGAAACGCCACAUGAAAACCCACAUGCACAAGGCUGGCUCGCUGACGGGGCGCUCAGAUGAUGGUUUAUCCACCACAAGCUCUCCAGAGCCAGGCACCAGUGACGUUACAGGUGAGGGCAUGAAGAAUCGUGAUGGGGACUUCCAGGGGGACGGCAAUGAAGAGGAGGAGGAGGAAGAAGAAGAAGAGGAACUUGAAAAUGAGAGCCGACCAGAAUCCAACUUUAGCAUAGAGUCUGAGUUCUACCGGAACAGGGAGAAUGGUUCAAAACCGCCCUUAGAGGAGAAGUCGUCGCUUGCCCUUGACAAGAUGGUGGAAGGUGGGGGUCUCAACUCUAUACAGCCGUACAAUAAUUUAAUCGUUGACAAUCGUAAAAGGAUGCCCUUCUCCAAGAGAAGCAUGGAUGGCCAGCGAGACACUGGGGAUGAGGACUCAGUGGCUGGGGAGAUAGACCACCACCAGCAGGGAGAGAGGACAACCAUUAAUGGCCGGAACUGUGGCUCCGGUGACUCUUUCUCAGGCCUGUUCCCCCGUAAGCCCACUCCCAUCACCAGUCCCAGUCUAUCCAACUCCUCAAAUAAGAGGAUCAAGAUUGAGAAGGACUUGGACAUUCCCCCAGCCCCCCACAUCCCCUCUGAGAAUGUCUACUCCCAGUGGUUGGUGGGCUAUGCUGCCUCUCGCCAUUUCAUCAAAGACCCUUUCCUAGGCUUCACUGACUCCAGACAAUCGCCCUUUGCCACUUCCUCCGAGCACUCAUCUGAGAACGGCAGCCUACGGUUCUCCACACCUCCAGGUGACCUGUUGGACGGCGGCCUGUCAGGCCGCAGCGGCACCGCCAGCGGAGGCAGCACGCCUCAUCUGGGUGGAGGGGGCGGUCCGGGCCGACCGAGCUCCAAGGAUAGCAGGAGGUGUGACACCUGUGAAUACUGUGGCAAGGUGUUUAAGAACUGUAGCAACCUGACGGUGCACCGGCGCAGCCACACUGGUGAGAGGCCCUACAAGUGUGAGCUGUGCAACUAUGCCUGCGCCCAGAGCUCCAAGCUCACACGCCACAUGAAAACACACGGCCAGCUCGGUAAGGAGGUCUACCGCUGUGACAUUUGCCAAAUGCCCUUCAGUGUGUACAGCACUCUGGAGAAACAUAUGAAAAAGUGGCAUGGAGAACAUUUGAUGACCAAUGAGGUCAAAAUUGAACAAGCAGAGAGAACCUAAAGCAGGUUCCAUAUUUCUGUACUCUGCGCCACACUUUGACUUUAAAAAAACAAACAAAAUGGGGUAGCUGGAUACUCUUUUUGUGAAAUAUUAAUUUUGGGUUAAUUUUGUGUUUUUGCCUAAGAAACUGCCAACUGAGAAAAAAGUGAAAACAGAAAUCUUAACACCAUUUGAAGCUGUCUAAACUGCCUCAUUUGGCGUUCCUUUUUAAACAAUCAGUCAGUUGAGUUUUAACAUUUGUGGAGCCUUUAACUGUGCAAUAAUUUCUGUAUUUAUUGGAUUUUGUAUUUUGGCAUGUGCAGGUACAUUUUUAUUUAGGCAUUUUUUUACAUUUUACUUUGAUUUUGCUUUACUCUGUUUUUUAAAAACCCACAUGAUAUUCCUGAGAGUUUUUUAAAAUGACAAAAAAUCCAUUUUAAGUAAACUUUUUUGGCCGCUGCUUGUAGGAAAUUGUAUAUUAAGCUAAACGUGUGAUUUGUUGAAGAGAAGCUGAAUUCAAUCUUCGAUUUGAAAGUGCGUUUCACUGAGAAUGCUAGAAUUAGUCUAUUUUGUGUGAUGACGAUAACGCGGACAACAAUCCUUUGGCAUUGUAGCAUGAACUGACUCUAAAAACAUGUCAAUAUAAUUGGAUAUGUAGCACUGACUGUCAUGUUUGACGGUAAAUCUAAAAGAGGAUCCCAAGGUUCAUAAAGCCUCUCCUCCUGAGAACAUCAUUACCAGCCACAAGAAACAGAUUCUAGAUAAGGCAGCUGCUGACUGGUACUUAGUACCAAGCCCUGACAACGCUACAAACACCACCCUUCACUCCCCCUGCUUUCCUCAUCCCCCUUUCACCUCACCAUGUUACCUUCAUUCAUAUAUCCACGCCUAUGUAUUAUAUUUUGCAUGAAGCCAUAUGAUCGAGGCUAUAUUAUUUGAGGAGUAAACUGAGCACGAAGCCAUGAAAGACGUGUAUGCAUAGAGACAGAUGGAUGGACAAGACUAGGGAGUGAGCACAGGGACAUCUCAGGGUGAGCUAUACUACUUUUCUUUAUUUACUCAUUCACUCCUAAGUUGCCCCUCGGCCAAGUACUUUCAUUCCAUUGUAUGGAAAUAAUUAGGGACACUCCAGUCUCCCCUGCUGCCCUCCAUCACCCCCCACCCAAAAAACACCAUGCUAACACCCAAGCUUUACCCCUGACCAUACCCACCUACAGUAUAUUUUACAUCACUGCUUCUAAUAAUACAAAUUUAAAGGGUUAAAUAUGUGCAUACAUGGCAGAUGCCACCACUGUAACUAGAUUUCUGCAGAAAAUUUUAACUCAAAAUUUAUUAAAAAUCAACAUCCCUAUGCAUUUUGUGCUUAAAUAAAUUACAAUUUCUUAAAAAAAAUAAAUAACAUUAGUAGUAAAUUUUGACUUGUAUUGUUAUAGUGAGUCUAUGAUUGUAUAAAAUUAAUCUGAUGAAUUAAGUCACCUCUGCUGGAAUAGGAAACCUCAUUCCUAAAUUUCACUGUUGGUUGUGGGACAGUUUUGUGUAGACGAGGAAAAACAUGUAUCAGUGUGUGCUGAAAUAGUAAGACUACUAGUAAGACAAGCAGCAUCAGUUUGCUCCAUGCCUCUUUGUUAUUUUUUAGAUAUCAUAACUUUUCUUAAGCCCCACCCACCUAAACUGGCACUUUUUUAUUUUUUAAUUUUUUGUCCUUUUUAUUUUUUUUUACCUUUAAAUCGGAUCACAUUUGUAUGCUGUCAAUGUAAGCGGAUCAUUCGGAGCUCUUAACAACAGACCCGCACUUUAUAAUUUUCCGUCCGACACACACACAGAGCUGGACAGAAAAAGGUACUAAAAAGGGUCUAGAGCUUGGGAUCCCCUGACGCUGAAGUGCCCAGGGUUGUUAGGCUUGGCUUUCCCAAUGCUGGCACUAUAAAAUUGAGUAAAAAACAAAAAAAGCAGAAUUAAUUUAUUUGGGACAGUUUUUGUACUGCCAUUCAAUUUGACAUGAGUGUGCCUUGAAUAAUGAUCUUCCUAUUUAUUGUCUUGACAAAUGCAACAACUUUUUAUGAAGCAACAAAUUGAAUGAGGUCAAAAAAAUCUUGUAAAAUUGUGACUUUGACGUGUAAUCUGAUAUUUCAACAGAUUUAUUGAAAUUAGCGCAAAUGAAACAAUGCUGAGUUUAGGUUUAGGAGUACCCAGCACAAUACUGAUGUGUCUGCGUGUGUAUAUAUGUAUGCAUAUGUACAUAUAAAGGCACAAACCUAUAUAUAGAUAUUUAUCAAAUUCCUCACUCAUAAGGACAAGAAUCUGUCCCUCAACAGAAAAAUUCCAGGAGUGGUUAAAAGCCACACAAAAGUCAAGGAAGAGACUGGACAAAAAUCAGGAAAUGCAUAAACUAAAAAAAAAAAAAAAGAAUUUAGUGCACUCCGUCUUAAAAUAAGUUUACAGUAUUGAAACAAGUACAAGGGUAAAAUAAUAUUUGUGUGUAUGUGUGUUUUAAACAAACGAGUAUUUUUUUUUUUCCAGGUUUGCUUCUAAAAUUUCUCUGAAUGCCGUAGUGGCGAUGUGUAUAUUGUUUUUUUUUUUUUUUCCUUUUUAUUUC